Setaria italica (foxtail millet) is the source of this 590-nucleotide messenger RNA. Its product is annotated as two-component response regulator ORR41. The record is from RefSeq and is a predicted model, not a curated record. Bases 1 to 405 code for a protein of 134 amino acids. The transcript is spliced from 4 exons. Lineage: Eukaryota; Viridiplantae; Streptophyta; Magnoliopsida; Poales; Poaceae. Gene Ontology annotation, biological process: phosphorelay signal transduction system.
AUGGCGGGCGCGGCGAGCGCGGCGGCGGAGCGCAAGGUGACCAUCAGGGUCCUCCUCGUCGAGGACGAGGAGAUCCACCGGGUUCUGGCGAGGGCGCUUAUGAAGGCCGUCGGCGGCGUGGAGCUGGACGAGGCGGGGAACGGCGCCGAGGCGGUGCGGCGCGUGCGGGAGGGCGGCGCCUACGACCUCAUCCUCGCCGACAGGCAGAUGCCCGUCAUGGACGGACACGAGGCGACUAGGCAGAUCCGGGCCCUGGGCGUGACGACGCCGAUCGUCGGGCUGUCGAGCGACAGCCUCGCCGCCGACGUCGACGCGUUCAUCAAGGCCGGGGCCGACGACUUCACGCCCAAGCCGCUGUCCAAGGAGAAGCUCAACCAUAUCCUCGCCAAAUUUAAUCUCGCCUAGCUCCGCCUGCGGCAAAUGCAAUCCAAAUAAGGAAGAAAAGGGCACUAAAUAAAGCCCUCGCCGAACAAAAGUAUAUAUAUCGGAUUCGGAUGGGCUUCCUCCCGGAAGUGUCUCAGUUUCUGGGCCUUGGGCCUUGUAGCUGCUUGUGUUCGCCGAAGCUGUCGUUCGAGGAAAAAAAAACAUGA